ACUGUUGUAGGUUCUGCCAAUCGCUUGAGGACAGAGUGGGAAAAGGAGCAAGCAGAGUUAGAGGCAGGACAAAAGAAGUUAUAUAGAUGGCUAUAUGCAUAUAUUUUAAUGUUUUAGAAGGCGUGUAGUGAAAAAAAAAACAAAAACAAAAGUAGCGAAUGUGGACAUGACGGUGUAGAUAUGGAGCCCUCUUUGAGCAAGAGGAAUUCGGCGAUAAGAUUAGCGGAUUUGGCAGCGACUCAACCCCUUCCUCAUCAGAAUAUGACAGGCUUCCCGGGGAUAGGGGGGCAUCACCCUCACUCCCACCAUGCCCACCUCCACCCUGGGGAGAUGGGCAACGACCCUGGAGUGGCUCUCACUCCAUUUGGACCCGAGCACAUGGCACAGACAAAUGCUCUCAAACUUAGUCCAUCGCAGCACAUUCAAAGCCAUCCCGAAGCCCAGACCGCGGCAUCCUUCCCGUCUUCUCAGACCACAGUUGGUUUCCCCGUGGCUCACCCCCACUCAGGCUACGCAAGCAGCAGGGACUUCAUCCUCAGGAGAGAGCUCUCAGCCUCUGCUAUGCAUGCACUUGGCGACCAGCAUAGUUCCGCCUCCUCCCCUCAUCACCAUGGCAUGUUCAUUUCCCCAACAGGUGCUUACGGGCACACGGAAGGUGGUGCCCAUCCACUUUUCACGGGAAUCCACGAGCAGGCAGCCCCAGGUGCCCAUCACCAUGCUCUCAACGGACAGAUGCGUCUGGGUCUUCCAGGAGACAUCUACGGCCGGCCAGAACACUUCGGCCACAGGCCCGAGCACUAUGGACCGUCCCUUCACGGCUACAAUUCCAUGAACUUAAAUGUGAACCUCGCUUCAGCCCCUCAUGGAGCCACGGGGGCGUUUUUGAGGUACAUGAGGCAGCCCAUCAAACAAGAGCUGAUCUGCAAAUGGAUUGACCAGGAACAAACGUCUAAGAAGCCGUGCUCGAAAACUUUCAGCACCAUGCACGAGCUGGUAAACCACGUCACGGUGGAGCACGUCGGCGGACCCGAGCAGAGCAACCACGUCUGCUUCUGGGAGGAAUGUCCGCGCGAGGGCAAGGCGUUUAAAGCAAAGUACAAACUGAUCAACCACAUCCGAGUUCACACGGGAGAGAAACCGUUUCCUUGCCCUUUUCCUGGUUGUGGAAAAGUGUUUGCACGCUCGGAAAACCUAAAGAUUCACAAGAGGACUCACACAGGUGAGAAGCCUUUCAAAUGCGAGUUUGACGGCUGCGACAGAAAAUUCGCCAACAGCAGUGACCGGAAGAAGCAUUCCCACGUGCACACCAGCGACAAGCCGUACUACUGCAAAGUGCGCGGCUGUGACAAGUCCUACACGCACCCGAGCUCACUGCGGAAACACAUGAAGGUGCACUGCAAGUCUCCUCCGCCCCCUUCCUCCAGCUCGGCCGCCGGGUAUCAUUCCUCCUCUGCGGCGCUCGGUGACGCGCUCGCGCCCUCCACAGAACCGCAGCGGAGCCGCGCCGCCAACCUCUCCCCGCAGGUCACCAACCUCAACGAGUGGUACGUAUGCCAGGGCAGUGCUGUCCCCAACAAUCUCCACACCCCCUCCAGCGAUGUGCCAACCUCCGAAUCCGACGACGAGGACUCUUUUAGACAUUCAGACCCAAGGACGAUGCUCUGAUACGAAGCACAAGGGAUAUAUUUAUGUUGCAUCCCUCCCAGACACUGUUUUUAUACAUCUGUAACAUCAUGUGUUUGAGGCGCAGUAGUCUACUCAGAAGUGUUGGCGAAAAAAACACACAACAGCGCCGCGGAUGUCAGAUGGUGAAGAGCAUGUGCCAUCAGUCCAUAUCCUACCCUAUCCUACCCUAACCUACCCUACCCUAACCUACCCUAACCUACCCUAAGCUCCCUUAUUCUACCCUAACCUACCCUAACCUCAUUUACCCUACCCUAACCUACCCUAACCUCCUCUAUCCUACCCUAACCUACCCUAACCUCAUUUACCCUACCCUAACCUACCCUAACCUCCUCUAUCCUACCCUAACCUCCCCUAACCUACCCUAACCUUCCCUAACCUACCCUAACCUGCCCUAACCUACCCUAACCUCCCCUAUCCUACCCUAUCCUGCCCUUUGCCUUUAAGCUGCGCAUAGCGCGUUCAUGUACCACUAGACCCUAUUACAUAAUGAUCAACGCAUUAAUAACUUCGAAUAAAUGUGUUUGACAGUCGUUUUUAACUAAAUUAUUUUAUUUAAUGACAUACAAGGGGUGCAUCUCAUCAACAAAACACGGGAUCAUUUCACACCCUUUGCUUUCCAAUUCUGAACCAAGAUACUAUUUCCUGCAUUGCCAAAAGGACUGUGUGGGCUCAGCUGAUUAAGUCAUAUCCAGCCUAUUAAGUGACACCGACAUUGUUCAGAUGAAACAAUAACCGGUGAUUGAUGUGUUUGUAUCAAUGACUGGACAGUUUUCUAUAGCUUAUGUUUCUCCCCAGAGGUCUUUUAUAGUGACGGACUGAUGAAUAUCUGUGGGGCGAUUGUCCUUUACCAAGUGUUUCUAUAAUGUAAACAUUCCUGAUGUUUUUGCAAUGAGAAACAUGUUCCAACAGGCAUGUCUAUCACUUCUAUUAUAUCAGUACAAUCUUAGAAAAAAAAGGGUAAUGAACUGUACCUUUCUUUGUCGCUAGGGUGGUACACCUUGUAUUUUGAACAUUUAAUAUGUAGCUUUCAACUGGAAAUGUGCAUAUAGUGUACAUUUAAUGUAUUUUAUGUAGCAAUUAUGUAGCAAAAAAGAUUGACAUAACGUACAUCAUUGGACCCUUAAUGACCUUUUAGAGUAAAGGUACACUAGGCUAUAUGCACAUUUCCAGGUUAAAUAUACAUACUAAAGGCACAAAGGGGUCCACUUGAGAGUACCUUUUUUUUCCUGAGAGUCUACUGAGGGAAAACUGUUUAUUCUAGAAAUUGUUGAGUACUUGUUUUAAAAUUUAUACAAUAACUGUGGUCAGGAGAUUUUUUGUGGUAUUUAAGGACUAUUUAGACUGUAUUUUAUGCAAAAAAAAUCCAAUGUAACUCUAAUUUAAGAGUACGAAUAUGUCCUCUGAGACCCUAAAUUAUGUAAAGUGGACGGGCCUGUUCCCUGAAUGAUGUGUAAAAAGCCUCAUAGUGUCGAUGCUUGUGAAUGUUGUGCUAACGUCCCAACCAAUUUUGUACAUUGUAAUUUAUUUGCUGGUAAUAAUGUUUGGUCUGGAAUUACAGAUACACCAAAGAAUAAUAUGAUUAAUUUUGGUGAAAUGUAGUGAUUUUUAUCGUGUUGUGUAAAAAAAAAAGGUUUUACUUGAAUAGACUUAGCCUAUGUGUAAUGUGAAGAGUCCCUCGCAUGCCCUGUGUAGUAACUGUGUGUUUUUAUUGCGGUGCAUGGUGCUGUUCAAUGUGCUGGGGGAAAGAAUGAAGAGGAUUGUCGAGAUUUUUGGUGUUCGUGAUGAAAUUGAUAUGAAUAAAUUUAUGGACCUGAAUUAAAAAAACAAACAAAAAAAAAAAAGC
Molecule: messenger RNA, 3529 nt
Organism: Pangasianodon hypophthalmus (striped catfish)
Lineage: Eukaryota; Metazoa; Chordata; Actinopteri; Siluriformes; Pangasiidae
Gene: zic5
Product: zic family member 5 (odd-paired homolog, Drosophila)
Exons: 2
Coding region: 181-1665 (494 amino acids)
Biological process (GO): central nervous system development; regulation of transcription by RNA polymerase II
Cellular component (GO): nucleus
Molecular function (GO): RNA polymerase II cis-regulatory region sequence-specific DNA binding; DNA-binding transcription factor activity, RNA polymerase II-specific
Source: RefSeq, a predicted model, not a curated record